AUGUUAACUGGAGUCAGAACAGAUCACUUGAUAGCGGGAAGCGAAUCAGUGCUGGAUCCUAAAGGAGAGAUUACGCUAAAAUGGAGGGUGGACUACGCAGCUCGCAAAAUACGUUUUUGUCUGGAAUUUUCCAAUAAAGCCUCCACCAUUAAUUGGUUUGCAAUUGGAUUUUCUGACCGCGGUGACUUGAAGAACUCAGAUGUAUGCUUGGUUUGGACUGAUUAUAUGGGACGCGAUCAUUUUGAGGAUAUGCACGCAGAUAAUAAUGGUAGACUGUUAAGAGACGCUCACCAAAACUGCGAAGGGUUUUACAUCGAUUUAAAAAGUAGGAGUGUUGUGUUUGAACGUGACUUCGACACCUGCGAUCCUGAUGACUACUUGAUUGAGGACGGCACUGUGCACGUGAUCUGGGCCCGUGGAAUCGACAAGCUAUUCUCCUCCAAAGGUCUAUGCGUAUCGUGCACAUUGCCCCACGAUCACGGCUUCAUCCGAGUGCGAUUACUAACUCCGCCGGGCACGCCACAACAGCCGGGUCAGAUGUUACGCGUCACCAACAAAGACCUGAAGGUGCCUGGAGGUGACACCACGUACUGGUGUAAUGUUGUGAAACUGCCGGAGUACGUCACUGAGAGCGAACACCAUAUUAUAAAGUUUGAGUCGACCAUAACGAAAGGUAACGAAGGUUUGGUACAUCAUAUGGAAGUAUUCUAUUGCGAUGCAGACCCUAAUCAGGAUAUUCCAUUUUACGAAGGCAAUUGUUUCUCUGAUAAACGACCGGAGUCUACAAAAUCGUGCUCUAAAGUGAAAGCGGCCUGGGCGAUGGGAGCGCCACCGUUCGCGUACCCAGAUGAAGCUGGGUUACCGCUGGGUGGUCCCAAAGCGAACAAAUAUGUUAUGCUCGAAGUACAUUAUAACAACCCUGAAUUACGGAAUGAUUGGGUAGACAGCUCGGGUAUCAUCCUGCAUAUAACAGCGAACAAGCGUAAAUACGACGCGGCUAUAAUGGAGCUAGGACUCGAGUACACCGACAAGAUGGCUAUCCCGGGCGGACAGGAAGCGUUCCCUCUCACUGGAUAUUGCAUUCCACAAUGCACGGGCGUGGGUCUUCCGGAGGAAGGUAUCAUAGUGUUCGGCAGUCAGCUACACACGCAUUUGACGGGUGUCGCAGUUUGGACGCGACACUCCCGCCGCGGCGUUGAACUUCCUAUGCUCAAUCGAGACUUCCAUUACUCCACACACUUUCAGGAAAUCCGGAUCUUACAUCGGCCUGUCAAAGUUUUGCCGGGCGACUAUUUGGAGACGACCUGCAUUUACAAUACCAAAGACAAGGAAAACGCGACCAUAGGCGGCCACGCAAUAACUGAUGAGAUGUGCGUCAACUACAUGCACUACUACCCCGCCACCGAGCUCGAGGUAUGCAAAAGCGCUGUGUCCAAUACUGCGCUUCAGGAAUACUUCGAGUUUGAGAAACGUUGGGACAACAUAUCAAUAGAUUUCAAAGCGACGCCACGAACCAACUACCUGUCGAUCAGGCCUUGGACUCCGCUGCGAGCCAAGGCUCUACACACGCUGUAUACAGAGUCUCCCAUAUCCAUGCAGUGCAAUAAGUCCGAUGGAAACAGGUUUCAGGGUGAUUGGGAAGGUAUCCGUGUGCCGAAAAUUAAACUACGCCUGCCUGAGGAGCCAAGAAUGUGUAUUGAAACUUACCAUACUAUUUGAAAUACAAAUGAAUUGUGUCAUUUAAAUAAGAAUACAGCAAAAGAAAUAGUAAAAACUUAAUAAAAAUGUUAAAG
Molecule: messenger RNA, 1793 nt
Organism: Pararge aegeria (speckled wood butterfly)
Lineage: Eukaryota; Metazoa; Arthropoda; Insecta; Lepidoptera; Nymphalidae
Gene: Tbh
Product: tyramine beta-hydroxylase
Exons: 11
Coding region: 1-1719 (572 amino acids)
Biological process (GO): octopamine biosynthetic process; dopamine catabolic process; norepinephrine biosynthetic process
Cellular component (GO): secretory granule membrane
Molecular function (GO): copper ion binding; dopamine beta-monooxygenase activity
Source: RefSeq, a predicted model, not a curated record